GCUGCGAGCUCGGGCAUCGCGGUGAAGGUGCCCACGCUGGCCGAGGCAGCUGACAGGAUCGCACAGGAGCUGCAGGCCAAGAGUGCGCCUGCAGCCGAUGCCGAGCAAGAGCCCGAAGACGCUGAGGACGAGGCGGGUCCCUCCAAGAAUAGGCCUGCAAGCGCCGCUCUGCAGAACAGGGACAGGGUGGCGAAGACACCAGCGGCUGCCCACGUCCCAGUCAUCUGGGAAAGGCCGCCCCCGUGCCCUCGCGUUGGGUCGCCUGCAACGCUCUUCAAAGGUGCGAAGAUCUACGUGUCCGACCCGCAAAGGUGCUUAAGGGUGAUCCGCGAUGCCACGAAGGGCGCCAGCGAGGUCAAGGUGUCAUUCUGUGGCGACAAGCCUACCAAGGCGAGGUGGUUGAUUGCGCUGCAGAAGGUUGACGAGUACAAGUAG
This is a messenger RNA of Prorocentrum cordatum, 435 nucleotides long. The record is from the annotation of a GenBank genome assembly. NCBI's taxonomy places the organism in Eukaryota, Dinophyceae, Prorocentrales, Prorocentraceae.